This is a messenger RNA of Plenodomus lingam JN3, 4524 nucleotides long. RefSeq lists its product as uncharacterized. Gene Ontology annotation, cellular component: trans-Golgi network. Lineage: Eukaryota; Fungi; Ascomycota; Dothideomycetes; Pleosporales; Leptosphaeriaceae. The record is from RefSeq and is a predicted model, not a curated record.
AUGGGUGCUGACCCUUUAUCCCCGAUUGCGCCCGCGCGCAUCAGGGCCCUUCUUCUCCCGGUGGGACACAUUAGACGUUCACGCUUUAUGGUCUAUGUCGACCUCUUCCAACAGCAGUCGCUGGUUAGGCUAGGAGACAUCAGUCCGGAUCCUCGCCCGGACCGUAACAUGUUCUCUCCCUUGGCGUUCCCCGGUGGAACUGUACUCUAUGAUUUGGCAACUGCAAUGCCUCUUGCAACUCACUUAUCAUUGUCUCCAUUUGAGCAAUUCAGGGAGCCGCUGCUCGUCAUUGGCAUUGGCGACUCUUCCGAGUACGCCUGGCUGAAGCCGUCACGUGCAUCCACCGAUGACUCGUCUGAUGACGUUUUUGAACACCCCGACCCUCAAGAUGAGGGCGUUAUUACACUCCAAUCUGCAGUGUCUGACUUGAAAGAGCAAUUCCCACGAGCCUAUUCCCAUAAUCUCAUAAUGUUCGACUCGAUGACUCAAGCACGGCACCCAUGUCUGACCCCAGAAACGAUGUUGAUCCCACCAACAAGCCAGCUCAAGACAACCACCAUGAAGACAGUCAUGUGCGAUUUGACCGCAACUCUACUCGCGGAGAUGACUACGCUUGCCAAAUCUAUUCAAGCGUUGCCAACCGUGAUUUCACCUGCAUCGCAAGGUGGCGCACUUGAAGGUACGCCAAACUGGGCAGCCCCAGAAGGAGCAGGGUUUGCUUUCUCGAGACGCAAUUCGCAAGUACCCUUGACUACGAGGCCAGGAUCUUCGGCAGACGGUACGUCGCGAGACAUGCACCGCAUGUCCAUGCCCGUACUAUCAUUAAAUGCUGGAGGACCUUUGACUAUAGACGACCCAAAGACUGCAUCACAAGAUACCCAAGGCACCCAUACGCCGCCUACAACCUUUGAUGAAAUAUCCGGCGUCAAUGCUGCAACAGGAACCCCUCCCUCGCGAGGUACCUCCAAGGCUCGAUCUUCAAGUAAAGAUGCUGCAGCCGAACGGGUCUCAACUCAUGGCUUUGGUUCUGGCGGAGUAAGUGAACGAGCGCGUAACAAGGGUCGAGGUCGUAUCAGCAUUGUCAUCGGCACCUUGUACCUAUGUGCAGGGCAGUGGCAUGAAGCCAUGCGAGAAUUGAUGGAUGGAGCCACUCGAGCUCGGGCUCUCAGCGACCAUUUGUGGCACGCCAAAGCUCUUGAGAACAUCAUGGUGUGCUUGCUGCUCUUUGCAUGGGCAGGCAUUGAAUUCGAAAUCCCCCAAAUAUGUUGUCCGUCUUUUGACAAGACAGGGAGCAAUAAGUCGCCUACGCAUACGCCAUCUAGCAGUGGACAAGAUGUAGGUGGACCUUCUGGAACAACGGGCUAUGAUGCUUCUCUCGAAGCUCUAAACUCACUAUUGCCCGACUUGGUCAAUAUGAUUCUGAACCUGUACACUCGCGCGGCCAACUUUGCCGGAGAAUCUUUACCUGCUCUUGCUUUCUCCGAAUGCAUCAUACGGUUCUCGAGAUUGCUUGCUGCAAUGAACCUGUCUGCCGGCUAUCUAGACAAGGACGCAUUGCGAUACCUUGUCGAAAAUACCCCUUAUAAGCAGAAGCCGAGACUUUCUGUCCCACGACUUAACGUACAUCCCACAAGAAACGACAUUGCAUCUAUGCUUUUCCGUGCACUACCCGACCCCAUCGACGCUUCUUCAAUGCAUCCCACUGAUCGCGUGGUCGUCCUUGCAGGCAUCGCAUCUGUUCUUUCAUCCCUAGGGUUACAUAGAAAAAAGGCUAUUGUGAUGAAAGAGUUCAUCACUUCCAUGACGCCGGGCUUAAUACAGGCACGAAAAGUAGGCGCCGCAGAGAUGGGUGUACAUCCGGCCGCUGGUCUAGCUGCGCUCAAUGCUGCUAGCGGUGGCAGUCUUGGUACCAGCGCUCUAAAUCUUGGAGACGGAGAUGACCAGAGCGGGAUCCCGGAGUUUCUUGGUCUACUCGGUCGCAUAUAUGGUAUACCAAAUUCUAAGAGUGCCAACUCAGAUCAUGGGCCGUCGAGCUUGGUUGGGAGCACCAAUGGUAAGCCUAGCGAAGCCGCCAUUGAGGCGAUUUUAAAAAUCUCAUCAUUGCGAGCUUUUGGAAGCCUCGCACUGAAAUUAGAGAUUCUCAGAAUCUGCAUAGGCUUUUGCGAAGCUCUUCCAGACUUCGAUGGCCUGCUUCACUUUACAGCUUUACUACUACGUGUGGCUGGCCCAGGUACAGCACCACGCCCCAACAGUACGGAUGUUUUUGUCUCUCUCCCACGCGAUGAACAGGUCAGGCUGUACUCCAACAUAUCUCGAACAGUGACUGCGGUCAAGAAGCUGGGCUUACGGGAUGUCGAGACGGAGUAUUGGGAUGACUUUCUCGUUAGGGGUCUGUUCAUACUCGAGGAACCUGAAAUAAUGCGGCUUACUCACCACCGACCGGCGGAGCUCAAGACGAUCGGACCACAUAAAGAAGGGCCAUUCAUAUACAAUGCAUGGUUAAAGAUGCCACGAUCCAGUGCAACAGACCCCAUUCUGGUUGCUAAUGAAGAGUACCGAUUCUUGAUUGCGCUGCAAAAUCCAUACGACUUUGAAGUUGGUGUUGAAGCGCUGAAGAUUGCAGCAGAAGGGGUCGAAUUCCAUGCCCUCGAAGAGCAUUUUACAUUGGGCCCUUAUAGAACCCAAAAGUUCCAGAUUGGGGGGACAGCUCGCUCUCCUGGAACCAUGUCAAUCAUCGGUUGCCAUGUCAAGCUCGUUGGGUGUCGCGAGCGUCUGUUUCCCAUUUUUUCCGAGCCCUGGAAACCUAAACGCGAGUUAAAGAUGAAGAAAAUCGGGCUGAAAGCAUGUCUCACUGCUCCAAAUUCAAGGCCUUCGUCAACUAUUGCUUCGACAAUGGAACCAGGGAUUGUUUCACAACCAAAACCAGAAACGUUGACAUUCACAGUCAUUCCAGAUCAACCCGUUAUCGAAGUCACUAGCGUGUCUCUACCGCAGUCAGCAGUCAUGAUCCUUGAAGGAGAGCGAAAAAGGUUCAAGAUUACGGUUAAGAACAUAUCCCGCACUACAGUGGUGGACUUCGUUCAUAUUUCUUUCAUCGAUACAGCGACGACAGCGAUUGAGGCAGCUUCAAACAACAAAGAUUUGCCUCCUGCUGAGCUGCACGAACUCGAGCACCAGCUAGCACACUAUCCUUCUUUGAUUUGGUGCAAGCUUCAGGACGACGACUUCCCAAACAUACAGCCAGGGAUGGAGAAGACUUUUACUAUUGAAGUAGUAGGACGAACACGGUUGACCGAUGCAACUAUCCACAUUGACUAUGCGAACCUAGGUAAAAGAAGAUCAGAGGUACAAGAACGAUUCUUCACGCGGCAGGUCGUUGUGCCAAUAAGCAUCACUGUCAAUGCCAGUGUUCAAUUACAGCGUCCUGACAUUGUUGCGCUGUCGAACGACUUUGCCUGGUGGCGUCGUUCCGGAUCUUCGAAUGUGGAUACUCUACAGGACCCACCCGAUGGCUCGUUGGAGGUAGCUGGUAACGCUCUUUCUACGGGUCCUCAGGACAUGCAGUUUGAGGAGCUUGACGAUGAGCGUUGCAUGCUUUUGCUGGACCUUCGAAACUCGUGGCCUAACCCAUUGUCUAUAUCACUACAAGUACUACGUCCAUCUCCCGCUACUGAUGGCCAGGAAGAAGUAUGGGAUAAAGCGAAUGCUGUAAAUGAGAUUAUUCAACCAGGUCACGUCAACAGAGUAGCCGUAGUGCUACCAAAGAUACACUUGAAGGCACCACACGCUGCAAUACCAUCUCUAAAUCCUGCGAACCAGCGACAAUUUGUCGUAAGUACCAGCAAAAUUUCACCCGAGACUGAGCGAGCAAGUCGAGAGGCCUUUUGGUACCGUCAUGCACUCUUGGCGUGCGUACGCGGAUUUUGGCGCGAAGAAGGCAAUGGCCGGCACGGCGAACUGGAGCUUCGUGGUAUACGACUCUCCCCGCGAAUGGUCGAAGCAAUCAAGCUGGAGGAUCUUGCCAUUGAGACGAGUGUCUCGUCUGAUUAUCCUGUCAUGGAAGCUGGCGAAGCAGUUCGUCAGCUCGGUCGCGCCAAGUUUCAAGUUUUUGUUGACGAGUUUCUAACUGUGCGGACAAAAAUUCGCAAUCGCAGCCCUCACCCCAUCUCGCCAAUACUCCGGCUUCAACCGCAUGUAGCAAACUUACCACACAAUAUCGCUCUGGAUCUAGACAAGCGGUUCUCGUGGACAGGUGUACUACAGCGCAAGCUUCCAGUAAUACCACCCAGCCAAACAAUCGAAUCCGAUUUGGGCAUCGUUGCGCUUUGCAGUGGAACCUAUGAGAUUGCUGCUACGGUGGAUGAAGUGGAAUUGAUAAUUGAUGAAAACAAAGAGGAUGGGAUGAGAGCGAGAAGCGAUACGCAGAUGUUGUUACAAGCCGAAAUUUUGGGCAAGCCGAAGUUGCGGAGUUGGCAUUCGAGUGAGCCAUGCACAAUCAUCGCUAGGAGGAAAGAAGCGGUGUGA